AUGCCCGGACCUUGCUUACCCUUUACCCAGGCCCUUCCUCAGAACACGUUGCCUAGUAUGCCCAAUGACGAAGGAGGCGACCCGAAAGCCGGACGAGCGAUGUUUACGAUCGUAUAUCGUAUCGGAUCGCAAUCAUUCGACAUCACCAGUCCACGUUGCUUUGGCCGUCUCUGCCUCGUGUCCGUGCGACCUACAUGCAGCGUGGAUAGGGUCACGUCCCUUCCUCAACCACAAGCACACAACGCCCACACGACACCCACAACUCAACGUUUCAACUCAUACGCCUUGACACCUCCGUACUUACGCCUCAAUACUUCAACGCUACACAGGCUUCCCUGA
This is a messenger RNA of Laccaria bicolor S238N-H82, 339 nucleotides long. RefSeq lists its product as uncharacterized. The coding region runs from base 1 to 339 and encodes 112 amino acids. The transcript is spliced from 3 exons. The record is from RefSeq and is a predicted model, not a curated record. Lineage: Eukaryota; Fungi; Basidiomycota; Agaricomycetes; Agaricales; Hydnangiaceae.